AUGUCUAUGAUCAGCAGAAUUGCUAUGAGAGCUGCCCGCCCAACUAUGGGUAUGGCUAUGCGUUCAGCAGCACCAAUUGGUAUAAGAUUUGCAUCCACCACUCCAGUUGAUCCAAAGCAAAAGGCUUCUUCCAUCAUUGAUGCCUUACCAGGUAACAACUUAUUAUCCAAGACCGGUGUUUUAGCCACCUCCGCUGCUGCCGCCGUCUAUGCCAUCUCCAACGGUGUUCUUGUUAUUCAUGAUGAAACCAUUUUAAUUGUUACCUUCUCCACCUUUGUUGCCUUAGUUGCCAAAUUCGUGGCCCCAUUAUAUACUGAAUGGGCUGAUAGUGAAAUCAAGAAGGUUAAAGAUAUCUUAAACUCCGUCAGAGUCAAGCACGUUGCUGACGUCAACGAAAGAAUUCAAGCCGUUUCUCAAUUAAAGGAUGUUGUUCCAACCACUAAGGCUUUAUUCUCCAUUUCUAAGGAAACUGCUCAAUUAGAAGCUGAAAACUUUGUCUUAAAACAACAAUUAGCCGUUUCUCAUGAAGCCAAGUCUGUCUUAGAUUCCUGGGUUAGAUUUGAACAACAACAAAGAGCUUUAGAACAAGAACAAUUGGCCAAGUCUGUUAUUGACAAGGUUAACAAGUCAAUUGAAAAUCCAAAGUUCCAAGAAAAGGUUUUAGCUGAAGCUGUUACCGAAGUUGAAAGAUUAUUCGCUAAGAACUAA
Hemisphaericaspora subhashii is the source of this 708-nucleotide messenger RNA. It is a transcript of the gene ATP4, whose product is annotated as F1F0 ATP synthase subunit 4. Gene Ontology annotation, biological process: proton motive force-driven ATP synthesis. The coding region runs from base 1 to 708 and encodes 235 amino acids. Gene Ontology annotation, molecular function: proton transmembrane transporter activity. The record is from RefSeq and is a predicted model, not a curated record. The transcript is spliced from 2 exons. Lineage: Eukaryota; Fungi; Ascomycota; Pichiomycetes; Serinales; Debaryomycetaceae.